AUGACCUCCGUUCGCACGCCCUUUUUGUCCAUCAUCGCAGUCCUGUGCAUGUUUUCAUUCCUUCUUGCGGCUGUCACAGCUCCUGAAGACCCUACCGAAGCCACCCGGCGUGCCAAUCUCAACAAACUCAGUCACUUUCGAACCGUCUAUCGAGACAGGUACAUGUUCGGCCACGAGUUUCCUCAGCCCGUGGAUCGAGACAUUCUGCAGAGCUACCCGGCAUCGAUUCGUCAGAAUGCUCAUCAGCUGAGACGUCUGGGCCAGCCCGGAGGUCCAGAACGCAUGGACGUCGGCAAGCUCCUCUCUGACCUCGACGACUUGUUCAAGACGCUGCUCAUCACCUCCUUUCAUCCCGAGGUCAUCGAGGCCCAGCCCCAUACCGUCCUGGCGCAACACCUCAGUACCGUCGGAAAGCUCGUUACGUGGAUGCACGAGAACAUGGACCGACUCGGCGAGAUCGUCGGCGAGAACAGGGCCGAAUCGCAUCUUCAGAGGUUCAAGGACAUGCGCGACCUUGCAGGAUCUACGACUCUGAUCCCUAAAUUUUGA
Molecule: messenger RNA, 549 nt
Organism: Kalmanozyma brasiliensis GHG001
Lineage: Eukaryota; Fungi; Basidiomycota; Ustilaginomycetes; Ustilaginales
Exons: 1
Coding region: 1-549 (182 amino acids)
Source: RefSeq, a predicted model, not a curated record